Messenger RNA from Aureobasidium namibiae CBS 147.97, 1587 nucleotides. RefSeq lists its product as uncharacterized. NCBI's taxonomy places the organism in Eukaryota, Fungi, Ascomycota, Dothideomycetes, Dothideales, Saccotheciaceae. Gene Ontology annotation, cellular component: preribosome, large subunit precursor. The record is from RefSeq and is a predicted model, not a curated record. Bases 1 to 1587 code for a protein of 528 amino acids. Gene Ontology annotation, molecular function: nucleic acid binding; zinc ion binding. The transcript is spliced from 3 exons. Gene Ontology annotation, biological process: ribosomal large subunit biogenesis.
AUGGCUAGCAUGGCAUCGGGUCCCACCCACCCUUUCACCUGCAACACUUGUCAGGUCGCCUUCCGCUCCAGCGACCUGCAGCGUACUCACAUGCAAAGCGACUGGCACCGCUACAAUCUCAAGAGACGAGUUGCAUCGCUUCCCCCGCUCACUUCUGAAGUCUUUGCCGAAAAAGUCCUCGCCAACAAGGCUUCAGCCGCUGCCACUGCCGCUCGUGCUUCCUUCGAAAGGGUCUGCUCCGCUUGCCAAAAGACCUACUUCAGCGAAAACGCCUAUGCGAACCAUCUCGGAAGUCAAAAACACAGACAGCAGCUUGCUCGUCUGCACAUGAGAGAUGUCGACGAUGCCAGCUCCGUCAUGAGCUCGACUUUCUCCCUGGGCGAACCUCUCGAAACUGCUUCCAACGUCGAGACCGCCUCGGUUGCUUCCGUUGCUACCGACCGCCCCGCAGACCGUGACGACCUUAGCCACACUGCUGAGACUGAUCAGCAGUCCAACAUCGCCGACGAUGAUAACGAAUCGAGAGCUCCUUCCAACGCCACUGAUGCCGACGACGACAUGGUUGAAGUUCUGCUCAACCAAUGCCUAUUCUGCAACACCAUCUGCGUAGACGUCGAGGAGAACAUCAAGCACAUGGCCAAGCAACACGGCAUGUUCAUCCCUGAAAGAGAGUUCCUGGUUGAUCAAGAGGGCCUUUUGAGCUACCUCCACGAGAAGAUCCACGACGACCACCAGUGCUUGUAUUGUGGUCAGCUUAAGCACACCGCUUCCGGCAUUCAGACACACAUGCGCGACAGAGGCCACUGCAUGAUCCCAUACAGCACUGAAGACGAGAUGCUCGAGAUUGGAGAGUUCUACGAUUUCAGAAGCACCUACUCAGACGAGGAGGACGACGAGAGCACGGACGGCGCAGACGACCAACAGGAGGGAGGUGUCAAGCUCGGCGCCGCUCGUGCCACCAAGGUCACCAUCGAGACCGAAGAUGGCGACGGAGACGCAGAGAUGGCCGACGAGGACGACGAAGGUUGGGAGAGUGACGGCUCCUUGUCAUCGGUGCCGACCGACGAGAUCACUUCGGUGCCCAUCGACGACCAUUCGCACCGCUACAAGACCCUCGAUCGCCACAGACACCACUCCCACAAGGAUCCUCGCCCUCACAAAAACACAGACGGAUUCCACUCACACGCCCACUCCACUCCUCACGCUGUCUACCACGACGAAUACGAAUUACAUCUGCCUACCGGUCGUACAGCAGGACACCGUUCGCUUGCCAAAUACUACCGUCAAAACCUCCGCAACUAUCCUACCCCCGAGGAGAGAGCGGACCAGAGAGCCAUCGAAGGUCGUCACGACUCCGACGACGAAGAGGAGGCCAGAGAGCGCAGAAACAACCGUGGCCGUCAAGUCGUCACCCGUGCAGAGGGUGGUCUUGGCAUGGUUGGUGUCAGUGAGGUCAAGAAGAAGGAGGUGCUUGCCGAAGAGAAGAGAGAGAAGAAGCGCGAACAAAGGGCGCGUGCCAACUACCAAUGGGGUAACGACAAGAGAGGAAACAACCAAAAGCAUUGGCGCGACCAUCUCUUGCAAUAG